Molecule: messenger RNA, 2615 nt
Organism: Bemisia tabaci
Lineage: Eukaryota; Metazoa; Arthropoda; Insecta; Hemiptera; Aleyrodidae
Gene: eIF2Bgamma
Product: eukaryotic translation initiation factor 2B subunit gamma
Biological process (GO): biosynthetic process; cytoplasmic translational initiation
Cellular component (GO): guanyl-nucleotide exchange factor complex; eukaryotic translation initiation factor 2B complex
Molecular function (GO): guanyl-nucleotide exchange factor activity; translation initiation factor activity
Source: RefSeq, a predicted model, not a curated record
GGUUAUGUGAGUGAUGGUGAUAGUAAGUUUUGGACCUGAAGUAAUGUGUACUCAGAUAAAAAGUUCUUUCCAAACUCCUUAGAUUGCUAAUUUCUAACAUCGGUAUUGAUUUAGUUUUAUUGCUGGCUCUCUAAUUAAAUUUUUCUUUCUCUAUUGCGCCUUUUAGUGACUGAAAAUGGUAUUGCUCGAAUACCAAGCUGUUGUCCUCGCUGGUGGGAAGGGCUCCCGAAUGACUGAAAUUACAGCCAGAAAAGCAAAAUGUUUGCUCCCUGUAGGCAACUACCCAAUGGUUUGGUAUUCUUUGCAGAUGCUUGAACAUUUCGGAUUUCAAGAAGUUAUUGUUGUCGUUCAAGAGGCUGUCAAAAGUGAGACAGAAGCAAUUCUGGAGGAUUGCGGUCUGAAGCUUAGAUUAGAUGUUUUUGGAAUUCCUGUAAAUGAAGACUGGGGUACAGCAGACUCCCUUAGACAUAUUGCAGACUUCAUCAAGUCCGAUGUGCUUGUCAUAAGUUGUGAUCUCAUAACUAGUAUAGAUCUGCAUGCUGUCCUGAAUGCUCAUAGAAAGUAUAAUGCAACUCUAACGGCUGUAUUUUUCCCCUCACAAGAGGAAAAUUUUGCUUCUCUUCCCACUCCAGGUCCAAAAUCUAAGAGUAAGACAGAGCAAGAUAUUGUGGGAAUCUCGAAUAGCACCUCAAGAUUACUUCUCUUAGCGUCUGUUUCCGACUAUGAAGAAGUCUUGCCAAUGCGUAAAGAUAUAAUCAAGAAACAUGGAAGAAUCGGAUUGCAUUCAACACUAUUAGAUGCUCAUCUGUAUAUUAUGAAAAAGUGCCUCCUUGACUUCCUAGUUCAGAAUAAGUCCAUAAGCACCGUCAAAGGAGAACUUUUGCCUCACAUAGUGAAAAAACAGUUCAGCGCACAAAAUAGUCUCUCAGUGGAAUCGAAAAACAAGGAUCAAAUGGAAGUAAUUAGAGACAGUUCUGAAAAAGAAAAAGAAUCAAAAGAUAUCUUUGAUUUUAUACACCCUGAUGAAUUGAGUCAAAAGAUCCAAGCCAUGUCAACGUUCAAUGAUCAUUUUGGAGACUCAAAACCAGUUUAUCACAAUGACAUUCUUAGAUGUUAUGCUUACAUACCCCCUAGUGACCAGUAUGCUGUGAGAGUCAAUACUCUCUCCCAGUAUUGCUCUAUCAAUCGACAGAUAAUUUCUCGUUGGAAUGAACUAACCAAUAAAAAAGAAAUGAAGCUAAUCUCAGCAAACAAUGAAAUCCUUUCAACCCAGCUAGAUGAGUUUACUUGUGCUGUCGGUAGUUAUUCCAAAGUAUCGGAGAAAACGUCCAUCAAAACUACUCUAAUAGGAUCAAAGUGUAAAAUCAAUCCCAAAACGAGAAUAACAGACUCAAUCAUAAUGAACAAUGUCACCAUUGGAGAAGGGUGUGUUAUCUCAAAUUGUGUUAUCGGUGAUGAUGCUGUCCUAGAGGAUGGAUGCCAACUCAAAGAUUGUGUCGUUGGUAGUCAGCAUGUAAUCCACAAAAAUGCAAAACAUUCAAAUCAAAGUUUAAUGGACAUUGACCGACUGAUGGAAAUUUAAACGGGGAAACCACACUUGAAGGUAUAGAUUCUAAUCUGUGAGGACAAUUGAGUCAUGAAGUCUGAAUGAGGUUCAUUCAAGACCUACAGUGAGCGUCACUUCUCAUUUAUGUAUUACGAUCCUGUUCAAAGUUCUCAUCAGAAUCUACACACUAUCUGGUCUUGUGAAUACCACUUUACUAGGUAAAUUGGCUCGAGCUAAGAGCCUGCCCUGAAAAUGGAAGUAUUCGCUCCUUUAAGCCUGGCUAGGUGCAGGCUUGAACUAUCAAGAAUUAUAAGUAAAAGAGUUUUAUUGGGAUUUCUUUGCUUUAAACCCAUUUCAUGACUCAGGGCCCAAAAAUUUAUCUGGAUUUGGGCACACAGUACACCUCAGUGUUGUUUGUAUUAGCAUCCAUAUUAACACACAUAUUGUGUUUCAUGAUUCCUAUGUAAGUCGUCAAUUUUUCUGUAUCUGGAAUUUUUGUUGCUAAAUUAGGUCGUGUCUCUUUGAGACGUUCUCAUGAGAUUUUUCGCUGGGAAAAAACUCAUUUGCGAAGCUGGCGCAAAUACUAACUAAUUCAAUAUUAAUUGCAGUAUCAAAUAAGAUCUUGGUAGAGAUCCAAAGAAUCUGAAAGAGCGGGAGAAGAAGUGAAGCAAAUUGUGUGAUAUUUUGUUGUUCACUAGAUUGUUCAAGUUUGUUUGAUUUAAUUCAUAUUUUAAUUUUUAAUUGUGUUCAAUCAGUAUCUUAAUUCAGGUUAAAUACUCGAUUUUUACUACUCUAUCUUCCUGCGCAAACUCAUCGCAGAAAAUGUGAGAGCCCUGUCCUAUGGAGAUGUUAACAAUGAAAAAUCCCAGUUCUGACCCUGUAACUCAUUCCUCGGAAAAAUGGCAUGAAAACGUACUUUGGAGACAAGGCCUCAUGUAUUUGAAUGCAUUAUCUUGCACAUGGAAGUCAAGAAAGCCCUAGAUAUAGCCAUUCACUUGUACCACUGACUUAUGAAGUUCAAUUUUUUUUACAAAAUAGCUAAUUAAAGUAAAUUUGAGAUUUUAGACAC